GUAGCAAAGUGGGAGUGAAUUCAGCAUGGCGGAUUGUAGAGUGAUCGCUGUGUUUGUGACUGUGUGUUGUUGCAUGUCUGCCGCGAUGGCGGAUCAACCGGCAACUAUAUCUCCUGCAGCAUCUGAUAUUCAGAAAGAAAAGACUGUUGCGUUGCAACACACGACAGAUAGUCUUACAAUUUUGAUGUUGCUGGGACUUCUAAUGUUGACAAUUUUGACAGUCUGGCUUUUCAAGCAUCGGCGAUUCCGUUUUGUCCAUGAGACGGGGCUUUCAAUGAUAUAUGGACUGAUUGUUGGCGUGAUCAUCAAGUUCAUCUAUGCCACGCCCACACCCUCAGUUACCCCCGAUGAUUCCAAAGUGUGGGCCGUGCUGUCAAACAACACCAACAGUACGUUCUACUCCGGGAACGCCCCUCCUACAUUGUACAUCAGCCUCCCGGACAGCAAGAACUCCACCGACAAUCAGACAUUCAAGUAUAACCUGACCAGCGAUGGAUCCGCCAAACCUGAACCCAUGCUGGAGAAAGCUGUGACAUUUGAACCUGAGCUGUUCUUCAAUGUGAUGCUGCCUCUGAUUAUAUUUGAGGCUGGGUACAGUAUGAAGCGACGUCAUUUCUUCAAGAAUCUUGGGGCCAUCAUAAUGUUUGCCUUUAUUGGCACCACAAUAUCCUGUUUAGCUGUAGGGGGGACGAUGUUUGGGCUGACGCGUCUAAUGUCCUAUACAGAGUUCACACUCAAUGACUGCUUCUUCUUUGGAGCCAUCAUCUCCGCCACAGACCCAGUAACGGUGCUGGCACUUUUUCACGACCUCCAUGUCGACGUGGAUUUGUACGCAAUUGUGUUUGGAGAAAGUGUCUUCAACGAUGCUGUGGCUAUAGUUUUAUCAGGAUCUGUGGAAACAUAUGGACAACUCUCAGGAGGGAAAAAGUUUAAUGCAGAGGCAUUUUUUAAAGCUCUUGGCAAUUUCCUGGGGAUAUUUGGUGGUGCCUUUGCCAUUGGAUCUCUCAUGGGAUGUGCCACAGCACUUAUCACAAAGUACACGAAGAUCCGUGACUUCCCGCUGCUGGAGACGGCGCUCUUCUUCCUCAUGUCGUACAGCUCCUUCCAGACAGCUGAGGUGGCAGGGCUCACAGGUAUUGUUGCAGUGUUAUUCUGUGGAAUCACCCAGGCCCACUACACCUACAACAACCUUUCUGCUGAGUCUAAAGACAGAACAAAACAGUUGUUUGAGCUGACAAACUUCCUGUCAGAGAACUUUGUGUUUCUGUACAUCGGAGUGUCCGUCUUCACUUUUCAAGAGAGCAGAAUUCGCUGGGAUGCUGGAUUCAUAUUCGCUUCAUUUCUUGCUAUAAUCAUUGGUAGAUUUUUGAAUAUCUACCCAUUGUCCUUCUUGCUGAACCUGGGGAGAACCAACAAGAUCGGCUGGAACUUCCAGCACAUGAUGAUGUUUUCAGGUUUACGAGGCGCCAUCGCCUUUGCCCUGGCUAUAAGGAACACGUCAACAUUGCCACGGCAGUACAUCGUGUCAGCGACGAUGAUCAUCGUCCUGGCAACUGUAGUCCUGUGUGGAGGCCUCACUACUCCCAUGUUGCAGUGGCUCAAAAUAAGGGUGGGUGUGGAUGAAGAGAUGGAAAUGCAGCAGAUGCCUCCCUCCAAUGCAGUGAGGAGUGCUAUGCAGAACCAGCGUCAAUACAGCACAAUGAACAGUCCCUCCGAUGACCAGCCUCCCAUGCCCCAUGCCACCACGGCAAACUGGCCGGAGCCUGGAGACCCUGUGGAGGUACCGAGGACGAAAGGGAAAGCUUGGCUAGUUGCCAAGUGGUAUAACUUUGAUAUGGUGUUUAUGAAACCGUUUUUAACAAAUUGUCGACCAACGCUUAUGGAGACAUUACCAAAAUGCUGCUUACCCCUUGCCAAGCUGCUGACCACGGAGGAGCAGAUGACACAGGGCGAGUCUCAUCGUGACAAUGAUUCUGACACUGACAUGAUAAUCGACCACAGUCAGCUGUCUAUCGGUGAAUCUGAGCUCUCCUCCAUACCUUCGAACCAUGCAGAGAAUGAUACCAGCAGAAAGCUACCCAUGCAAGAAGCAGUUGAUGCAUGAGGAACCAGAAACCUAUGAUCUAGGACUCGGUCACAAUAGCCAGCCAAUGAACUUAAGAGUUAACCUGCCUGGUCCAACUGGUGACAAGGUCUGAGAAGGGGGAGAUUACUCUCACUAUGGGAGAUAACUCUUGUCUGUUGAGAUUCCAAUACUGCCCAUAUCUUUCAGCAAACAGGAAUUCCAUGACUGAGUCUUCGGAAUGGAGUUUUCUUUGCCCGAAUGCACAGUGCUGUGAAAGGUUAUCUGUUGUAGUGGCGUGAAUCUGUCUAUAUUCCUGUUUUGUGUGUAGCUUGUGUUUAAUGUGACGUGCCUGCACACAGCAGUGUUCAUACUGAGUAGAUUCUCACAGUUCAGAAGAAGCUUGAUGAUGUAUAUGUUUCCCACUGACAAUGUACAGUAGGAUUUUGUGGUUGCUCUUGUCAUGUAAAUGAUUAUGUAUUUUAGAUCGUAAGUCGUAGGUAGCUUCUAAGUACGAAAACUGUUGAUGAUUUCACGGUAGCCAUGUAGUCCCAGAAACAUACCGCAUGUGGGAUUACCUGAUUUAACUUUGGUUUAGCUGAAUAAUCGCACAAGAUUUGACAAGUAUAUGACGACACAGAUUUGAACUCGCCUGGAUCUGUGGGGCAUCUUAAAGAUAAGGUGGGAAGGGGAGUUUAUUAUUUAAGCCUGUCUAUGUUCAUUAAUUAGAAACUCUAUGAAAUAGGACUGCUUUAAGUGAAUGUUUGAAUUUAACCCUGUUUUUCUAAUGAGAACUCCCUGGGGUAGCCCAGUUCUUAAAGCAUUCACUUGUCAUGCCAAAGGCCGGCGGGUUUGAUUCCCCACAUUGGUACAUUGUGUGAAGCCCAUUUCUGGUGUCCCCUGCUGUGAUAUUGCUGGAAUAUUGCUAAAAGUGGCAUAAAACCCACUGACUCAUAACCUAGGGGCAAUCUUUCGGCACAUGUCAUGAGACAGUCAAGGUCAAGGUACCGGAAUUGAAAACAAGACUUGAAGACUUGAACCUAUGGGAUGAAGGUACUGAUGGGGAUUGAUUCGGUUUUCUUACCAGCACAUCUAGUUAUUCCUGGAAUAAUAUUAAUUUAGUUUCGACACUGAUUGACUGAAAUUUUGUCUGAAAUUAUUUUUUCAUACGUCAGCUUUAUUUCAUACCACAGCCUUCACCAAAGCACAAAAAUCUCCACACCUGUUUUAUCUGAUAUUCUGUUUUAAGCAUAAUUAGGAUUGUUUUGUUAGACUUUUCUGUGUGUGUUUUAUGUUCUUUCUAACCAGCUGACUUUACAUUGGUGCAGUUCCUGUUUUGUUCUUGUUUUGUUGAGGAUUUGAUUGUUUUGUUGAGCUAAUUUUGUCAAAGGGUUCCUUAUUUCUCUUAGUCUUUUUCAGUUGUGUAUGAUGUUUGGAGACAUGCUGCUGUAGAUAAAAUGAUUAAUAAAGCAUGUGUGAGAGACCUGUUUUUAAAGCAAGGAAAUCCCAUGGUUGUAGUGUUCACAUAAACCUACAGGAAUGAUUUCAAUUCCCCACAUGGGCACUAUGUGUGAAACGCAUUUUUGGUGUCCCCAGGUGUGAUACUGCUGGAAUGUUGCUGAAAAUGACAUGGAACCAAACUCAGCCAUAUUUUGGCUUUUAAGAACUAAGAAAUUGUCCUUUAUGUUUUCUAAAAGUGUUGGGUUUUUUCACAAGAAGACUGCAUCUCACUGAACUAGCUGGAACCCUUUGGCAAAUAUCAGUUGUAGAUUUGAUAACUUCUCCUUGUGCAAUCUCACAUCUUUUCUUUGUUGAGUUUUUCAAAAUAUAUACAUACAAUGGAAGUGAGUGUAAGGAAGCUGAAUGAACAACUCAGUUGUCAAUGUCAUGUUGUCCUUUGUGUUCACUGUUACAUGGUUUUGAACACGGUUAGUCAAUCUUGUCAGACUGAACUACACAUGUUCCAUAGAUGACUGGAAUGUCUCGGACGAGUAGAGUCUCUGCCACGGUCACUUGUCAUUGGGACCAGCAGUCGCAGCGCCUCAUGAAUGACCACUCUCAAACAAUAUUCAAUAAAUGGAGAAUUAGUUGUCUGUUUCAACUUGUCCCAAUUAUUGUGAUAUAUAGAAAAAUUUACUGUGGAUACAUGUCUGAUUUGUUGUUGUUUGCUUUGGGCAGUGGGGUAGCCUAGUGGUUAAUGUGGUUGCAAGUCUCGUCGAAGACCUGUGUUCAAUUC
Molecule: messenger RNA, 4298 nt
Organism: Haliotis rubra (blacklip abalone)
Lineage: Eukaryota; Metazoa; Mollusca; Gastropoda; Lepetellida; Haliotidae
Product: sodium/hydrogen exchanger 9-like
Exons: 19
Coding region: 26-2104 (692 amino acids)
Biological process (GO): sodium ion transport; regulation of pH; proton transmembrane transport
Cellular component (GO): recycling endosome; membrane
Molecular function (GO): sodium:proton antiporter activity
Source: RefSeq, a predicted model, not a curated record